Salvelinus fontinalis (brook trout) is the source of this 5464-nucleotide messenger RNA. RefSeq lists its product as uncharacterized. The transcript has 3 exons. The record is from RefSeq and is a predicted model, not a curated record. Gene Ontology annotation, molecular function: protein binding; RNA binding. Gene Ontology annotation, biological process: negative regulation of transcription by RNA polymerase II; nervous system development. NCBI's taxonomy places the organism in Eukaryota, Metazoa, Chordata, Actinopteri, Salmoniformes, Salmonidae. Bases 1121 to 3115 code for a protein of 664 amino acids. Gene Ontology annotation, cellular component: nucleus.
AAUAAUUUAAUGGCAUUUCUAGUCUUAGAUUUCUCUUUGUGUUUUACUGGUUCUAAUUCGUAUUUAGAUAUCAUAGAGAAUCAAUUCAGACACUGAAUGGGCUUCCUCAUUAAUCUCUGUCAUCAGAAUGGUUCAGCAGCUACUUUACACAAUACUACAGAGAGCUUUAGUCUCUCACGGCUUGAAUCAUUGCACUGUGGGUUCAGUGCAUUCCCUGGGUCCCAUGUGUGUGUGUGUGUGUGUGUGUGUGUGUGUGUGUGUGUGUGUGUGUGUGUGUGUGUGUGUGUGUGUGUGUGUGUGUGUGUGUGUGAGAGAGAGAGACAGAGAGAUAGUGGGAGAGAUGUGAGGUUUAGCUUUGAGUCAGAGGCAGCAGCUAAAGCUAAAGUGUGUAGGAUGAGACUGUCCCUUGUCCCUCCCAGUCUCUCAUCAACUAUCUCUAUGUUUUUUCUCUUUCUAAUUGAAGACAACAUACACUUGUGUAGAAAGGAUAAUAUUUGUUUUAUGGAUCAUAGUCGAUUGAUGGUGUGUGUAUGUGUGUGUGUGUGUGUGUGCGUGUGCGUGUGCGUGCGUGUCCAUCCCUUUCACAGUAAGGUGAGUGGGUGGUAGCGGCAACUGGUCUACUUAUGUGGCUCGUUGCAUAGCAGACAUGCUUCUCACUGCUUGAUAUUACUCAUUUCCUCAAGUCUAUACACACACACACACAUACACACACACAGUCUCAGUUAGGCACUGACGCUCAUACACAUGCUGACACACUGACACGCGCAGUCUCAAGGCUUCUCAGUGUUAUUCUCACUUUGGUGGGCUUGCUUGUUCUAUUUCUCACAUACAUCGCUGUGUGACAGGGUGUGACUGGCAGCUGUUGCUCGUGUUUCUAUUAGUGCUGUGGAGGUAAAGUAGGAAGCAGUCUGGGGGGAGGGGCUUGAUCCCCUGGAUGACUGCAGCAUGUAUGGCCACCAACACUCGGACAACACUCUGGUCAGCAGCCCACUCUAAGUGAUCUGACAGUGAUGUCGUGUCGAGGCCCAUCCCUCUCUCUGCACCUAUUUUUUUUUUUUUCCCCCGUGAGGCCCAUGUGACCUAGCCAUCGCCCAUCGCCCGCCGCCACUGGCACCCACCCAUGAAUCCCAGCCCUGACCGCGGCAAAGAGUGCCUCCCCCCUAAGAAGAGGGAGUUCCGGGAUGGCUCGGCUGACCAGCACCCCCCCCUGGACGAGUUCAAACCACCCGCCACGCCCCCCAGGACCCGGCCCUCAAGCAGCUCAAGGAGGGGGGAAGAGGGCAGGAAGAGCAGCGAAGAGGCUUUGACGAACCGCCACAGCCUGCUACCCUCUAUCCCACCCCCCCUCCCAUCCCAGUGUAUCCCCCUCCCUCUGCCAUGGCACCUGGCCUACCCCUCCUCCGUCCCUUUUCUCUUCCUCAAAGACCAGGUAGGGGAGAGGGAUGAUCUUCUCCCCACCCCCUUCCCCCAUCACUCCAGGUGGCUCCAAGGUGAAAUCCUUCCACCCUCCCCCUCCUCAUCCUCUUCCUCCUUUAAGAGCCGCUUCCCCACUGACUCAAGAGACAUGUGGUCCUAUUUCAACACAGGCCGAAGGGACAACAGCUCCUCUCUUUUCUCCCCCUCUCACCUGUUCAGCCAGCCCUCCCUCUACCCCUGUGACCGCUCCCUGACUGAGGGCAGACACAGGUACUUGGGCAAGAGGCCCAACGGGCUGGAUGGGUCAGGCAGCAGGACUGCCUCUGCCUCUAGGGUGGCACCCCUCUCAGGAGAGUACAGGAACGAACCCAGCGGCAGUGCCAGGUUGGGCGGCAGCCCCCACGGUUCCCAUGCCAACGGGAGACGGAGACACCAGGAGGUUCCCACAGGGCAUUUCGAGCAGUUUGCAGGUUUCCGAGAUUUCCAAGCGCCACCUCCGGAGGGCUCUGACUCACAUUCCUCUCUGCAGGACAGGGAUCCCCGUGGGACGUCAAAGGCUGGGACCUCCACCCUGAUCCCCACCAGUCCCCAGCCCCAUGGGGCAGAGACCCGGGCAGGGAGAGGGGAGCUGCUGGAUCCCCUGAGGGGCUCAGUGGCGGAGGCUCAUGUCUACUACUCCCUGGCUUCUGUUUACUCCACCCUGCAGCCCAGCCAGCUCAGUACCCAGGCCCAGGCUCAGCGCUACCCGCUGUACAUCCCCUCAGGCAGCUCUCUGUAUGGCCUGCACACCAUGAGGAACUCACAGCACUCAACCCAGAGGCAGCCCAACAGCCACAGCACAGAGAAAGACAGAGAACAAGACAGACAACAAGAACAAGAGCGAGAAAGAGAGCAUGAAGGAGACAGAGACAUCAGAGAGAUAGACAAUAAAAGAGACAGGGAUAAAUACAGCAGAGAGCUCUCUCCUGGGCAGCAAUACUCGCAUCCUCUUGCCUCCCCCUUCCUUCCCCACAUGACUGCCUCACCCUCUGCCCCCCACCACAUCCCCCCAGCACUCCUACCUCACUUUGCCAAGGGUUCUCUGAUUGAGCUGGUGGGGGGUCGUUUGAAGCGUGUGGAAGAGCUGAGGACGGAGGACUUCCUGAGGAGUGCUGACACCUCCCCAGAGUUCCACCUGAGCACCUGCACCGUGCUGCUUAUCGCCCCCAGCAACACACACGGCUUCAACCACCUGCAGGUCCUUCUCACAGACAGCAACACUCAGGAGUUACUGACGGUUCUGGUGGAGUACCCGUUCUUCGUGCGUGACCGCGGCUGGUCUUCCUGCUGUCCCCAGAGAACCGCCCAGCUCUACGGCCUGUCCUGCCGCCAGCUCAGCGAGGGAGACAUCUGCUUGGCCCUCACCCCCUUACACACACGCACAGCCCCCCGGGGCCACAGGACACACACCCGGGCCAGGGCCAGCACACACAGGGAGGAUAUGCCCCCUCCUCUCCCUCCUCCUCCUCUUCCUCAUCCCUCCCCUGCUCUAGUCCCUCCUCCUCUCCCUCCUCCCCCUGCAGACCCCCCCACCCAGGAGCAGCCACACCCACGCAAGAGGCGAUGGUCAGCCCCCGACCUCCUCCCUCCCACCGGAACUACUGGGAUUGACAAGACCACCGAUUUACCUCACGGCUCCAAGCAGAGGAAGUGGCAUUAGAGCGCACACGCAAGCACAAAUACACCCUCCUUGUGUGAGAGCACGAGGCAGGGUUGCAGGGAAGGACAAAGAACAGGCAACUUUAAGGGUGUCCACACUGCUGCCCAAAGCAUGAGCCCAUACCCCUCUUUCUUCAUCCCUCUUUUCCCAUCUCCCAAUCUCUGCUUAACACACCUCAGACAGGGGCAACAGUCUGAGGGGCAGCAGUCUGAGGGGCAGCGGUCUGAUGGGCAGCGGUCUGAGGGGCAGCGGUCUGAGGGGCAGCGGUCUGAGGGGCAGCGGUCUGAGAGGCAGCGGUCUGAGGGGCAGCGGUCUGAGGGGCAGCGGUCUGAGGGGCAGCGGUCUGAGGGACAGCGGUCUAAGGGGCAGCGGUCUGAGGGGCAGCGGUCUGAGGGGCAGCGGUCUGAGCUGCACAUUGACAUUAUGAGAUGUUUAGUGAGAAUCAAGCAUUUGUUUGUGUUCACUCUGUUUUCAUAAUGGUUGUCCCACACCCUUACAUACUGACAGUGUUUUCUGCAGGGUAUCGAUUUUCAAUCAGUGUGAAAGUAAACUGUAUUAAAGAAGUCUUUCACAGAUACUGUAUAUACAGUGCCCUCUGUAAUUAUUGGGAAAGCGACAAUUUUGUUGUUGUUCUGGCUCUGUACUUCAGCACUUUGUAUAUGAAAUGAUACAAUGACUAUGACGUUAAAGUGCAGACUGCUGCUUUAAUUUGAGAGCAUUUUAAUCCAUACCAGGUGAACCGUUUAGAAGUUACAGCACUUUUGUACAUUGUCCCUCCAUUUCAGGGGACCAAAAGUAUAUAUUCACUUACAUGCAUUAAUGUUGUCAAAAGUUUAGUAUUUGGUCCCAUAUUCCUUGCACGCAUCAAGCUUGUGACUCUACAAACUUGUUGGCUGCAUUUGCUGUUUGUGCCCAGUUGAAAUGAAUGGUAAAUCAUUUAUUGUGUCAUUUUGGAGUAAUUAAGAGUAGAAUGUUUCUGAACACUUCUACAUUAAUGUGGAUGCUAACAUGAUUACAGAUAGUCCUGUAUGAAUCGUGAAUAAUGAUGAGUGACGCACAAAUAUCAUACCACCAAGACAUGCUAACCUCUCACUAUUCCAAUAACAGAGGAGGUUAGCAUUUUAUUUGUAUUUAUUUUUUAAGUCACAAGCUUGAUGUACUCAUUGCUUGUUAGGAAUAUGGGACCAAAUAAUAACUUUUGACUACUUUAAUACACAUAUAAGUGAAUUUGUCCCAAUACUUUUGGUCCCCUAAAAUGGUGGGACUGUGUACAAAAAGUGCUGUCAUUUCAAUAUGGUUCACCUGAUAUGGAUGAAAAUACUCUCAGAUUAAAGCUGGCAGUCUACACUUACCUCAUAGUCAUUGUAUCAUUUCACAUCCAAAGUUCUGGAGUACAGAGCCCAAAUAAAUGACUAUAUAUUACAUUACAGUUGUUCUAUGCUAAACCCGAUUUAAUGAAACCUCUCUGAUUGUCACUUUCGCAAUGUGUUCUCAGUUUUAAAUCUUCUAGCUUCUUCUGAGCCGAAGUCUGUCAGCAGGUCGGUCGGUAGAUCUGGGCAGGCAAGGUGAAUGAAAGUAUCAGCAACUCUUAUCGGGGGUCAUGUCAAUCGCUUGUUCGCCAAAGCAUUGCCCUUGUUCUUAACAAUGUUUCAGCAAAGGGAAAAACACUAAUGAAAACUUCGUAACAGACAGUCCCCUCCCACACAGAUGGGUCUGUGUUACCUCGCCUCGAAACUGAGUGUUUUUCCAUUUUUUUAAAUUGUAAAACUAGAAAAAAAAGUCUAGAUAGAGGGAGAGUAUCGGUGCUAAUAACAGGUUGGAACACGAUGCUUUGUGAACAGACAUUUGACCCCUCUGUACUGUAGGGCGGCAGGUAGCCUAGCAGUUAGAGCGUUGAGGACCUGAAAGGUUUGAAAGUCGCUGGUUCGAAUACCCGAGCCGUUAAGGUGAAAAAUCUGUCAGUGUGCCCUUGACCCUAAUUCUCUCCAGGGGCGCUGUACUACUAUGGCUGACCCUGUAAAACACAUUUCACUGCACCUACUUGGUAUAUGUGAACAUAAAACAUAUUUAUUUAUUUUACUGUACGCUGUACCCUUUCUGUUCCCCUUUCUUUUCUCCAUGUACUGUAUGUGUUCGUGCGCAGGGAAAAAUGAUUGAAAGUAUUUUAAAGCUCAGAUACGGGUAUCUUUUUCAGCACACUCUUUCACUUUAGUUUUGAACUUUUUUUGUUCAUUUGUUGUUUUUCUUUGUAAAUGUUAUAGCUAUAAAAAAAUAUAUAUUUUUAAAAUUGUGUGUCUGUUAUAUAAUGUUUGCUAGAAAUAAUAAUAAUAAAAAAGCUUUAUAGAUUUA